AGCCCAGACACACGCUGAGAGUGUAGGAGAUGAUGUAGCGGUGGUGGCACAAUUCUGCAGCCACGUCACAGGGGUUUUAAUUUUUAAACGAACAUUUCAAUGAAAGAGGAUUGACGCUUUUGAUUUUAAAGGUUUAAUUGGUUACAGUCUUCUACUAAAUAUUUAACGGCAGCCAUUUGGACACUUGGAAUUUCAAAAGAUGAUAUCUAUAUAUAUAUUUAGUUGAACGUAGUGAGAAAACAGAAGCGCGUCUCCUGCAUUGUCGGAAUGAGUGGAAUAUUUCCCGUGUUGACUUCUACAGUAUCAAGAACGCGCCUGGUAUUUUCCAGUUCCGUUUCUUAGAGAGGGGAAAUCUCCUUGUAUCAUUAGAUGGAGACAAAUGUGCAUACAAAUUAUAACACAUUCCUCUAUGGCCAGCGUCACGGAAACGGGCUAAGCACAGUGAUGCUGCUCCAUGUCGACAGUAACCGGAGACUUUCCUCCGAGUCGGAAUAAAGUUUAAUAAGGGGGUCGGCAAAGGGAGCGGGACGUCGGCAGCAUCCAGUCGAAUACCCACUACUAUACCCGGGGAUUUAAUGAAAUACUUCCGUUCACGGUUAGGAUUUUUUUGGUUUGGAGAAAAAUCUUACGCCAACAGGGUGUGAUCUCUAAGUUCUAGUAUUGGUCAUCGCGUGAACUUUUGCUUCGCUGAAAGCCCGCCCUUCGGUUUAUUUUUUCCUCCAUUUGUGUGACAGCCGGAGUCUUUGGCACAACGUUAUUGACUCUGCAGCAUUUUUUUCGUUGCACCGAGCGCGCAUGUUACUGGAUCGGAGAUCUAAACUCCAGCCAACGACGGUACUCCUCUUCCCGUCCGUCAUAUAUCUGAUAGGCGUCGAGUCGCGGAUGCGUUCUUUUGUUGGGGCUUGACUACUGCGCUCGCACGAUGGCCGCUUCUGGGGGACAGAAGGUUCCGAAGAGCGAGAAGUUGGAUGAGGCGCAAGCGCUGGCGAAGAGCUGUGCCGGGAGACCCGACUUUCUGCCGUGCGACGGACUGUCUAUCUGCGCCACGCACAGCCACGGAAAGUGCUUCAAGCUUCACUGGUGCUGCCACUUGGGCUGGUGUCACUGUAAAUACGUGUACCAGCCUAUGACCAGCGUUUGCCAGCUGCCGAGCACGCCGGUGCCCGCCGCCCCCUCCGACUACACGGACACCAUCGACCUGUCAAUCUCCCUGAUGGAGCGCUUCCUCAAGACCGCCCCCAGCUUCCAGCCGCCGCCCUGCCCCGAGUCACCCAAGUACUGCGUCAUCUCCGACCUCUUCAUCGACGACUACAUCGUCAAGCGCAUCAACGGGAAGAUGUGUUACGUCCAGCGGCCACCGCCACCCCCGCCCCGCCCCCCGCCGCCGCAGCAGCAUUCGGCCCCGCCUCUCCCACCCGGCCCGAAUGCCAGGGCUGUUCACGGCGCGUACAAACGGGCGGCCCCCGGGGACAAGGCCAGCGGGCCCAAAAUAGACCACUGCACCUCGCCCUCCAGCUCAGAGGACUCCGGCAUCAACGCCCUGGGCCUGCACUACCUGGAGUCCUGCGACGAGGACUCGGAGGAAGAAGAGGAGGACGAAGAGUUGAGCUCCGACGGAGACUCCAGCCCCGGCAGUCUGUGGGACCAGGACGAGUGCUCGCUGCUCUCCCCCUCCAAGUCCACGGUGGAGAUCAUCGAAAAGAUAGAAACAACUGUUUGAUACCCCUCUGGUUCUCCUGCCGCCACCCCAUUUCAGCGUGGAUCAAACACAGCUUGCACACAGAGGAAGAGGACUUGCACAAAGAUCGACUGUUCUACUAAACGUUUGUUUUUGGGGCCCUACAAUCCGCACCCUGAGGAAGUGUGUCCCAGCUGUUUGCCAUGUUAACGUGGACUGGCCCAUGCUGGCAACCAGGGACUCUCUUGCCCUCCUCUGUACCUUUAGUUCUCAGCCCUGCCCCCAGCAUGGAUUCUCUGACAGGGACUGCUAGCGUAGCCUUGUAUCUUAGGAUGCUUUAAACAGAACACACACAAAUGCACGACAGGCGCGCGCGCACACACACACACACACACACAGACACUUAUGCGCACAAGCCACGUAUGACCAAAAGUCUAAAAAAGAGACUGUUUGUAUUAAGAAGUCACAUGAUUUUAGGUAAUGCUCCCACUGAGAAUUCCCGUGAAGUCUACUUUUUUCAUACCUCAGAAAAGAAAGUGAAACUUGAGAGAGAGUAGGAAGUGGUGAGGGUGGAAUUUUCUGAACCUGGUCAUUUCUUACAUUGUAGUUCUGGUUAAAUCAUGCAUGAGUGUGAGAGACAUUGACACAUUGUUUUGUGUUUUGUCAUGUGGAAAGGAAGCCAGCGUUUUACACUUCACACCAGUAGGGCAUGCUGGAUCUAGGCUGGUGUUCCACAGGUGUCUCCACAACCUAACUGUCAAUCAUAUGAUACCCACACGGCCACUGAUGUACUGAGGCUACACCACACAGGGGCCUCCAGUGUCUCAUGGGUUCAGAGUUAACUUGUAAACUGCCUGCACAAAAACAUGCUCUUUAAAAUGCUGAAUUUUAAAAGUAAUUUUUGACAAUCAAAGAAUACACAAAAAUAACACCCCCCAUACGCAUUUCUGUGAGUGGGGGGGGGCUUACAUGCCCUGUCAUUGAUUGGCUGAGGACAUAUUUAGUAAUCUUUUACUGUGACGGUUGGAUAGAAACUGCCUUUCUUCCUCUUUCAGUGCACAAGACUUCAGGAAGUGUGACUGGCGACCAAGUUUUUGUGUUCAGCCACGUGGCGUUUUUGUUUCGGUUUGACUUCCACAGCAGGAUCAUGAACUCAUUGGCCGAUGCUGAACAGAGUCAAACUUCUGGGAAGAGGACGUACAAAAGACACUCCAUCAACAACAAAGUCAGUGACCUCCAUGUGGGAUGAACAAACGCUGGAAGUAGCUAAUCGCAACAGCACACCGCAUUAACAGAGCGGAAAAAGCACAGGAGGUGAACUAACAGCCUCUGGAUUCUCACUGAAGUUGCAGGUCCUUUUUCCCCCAAACUAACUGCCAAUGGUGGCCAUCAGUGACUGAGCUAACACAGGAAGUAGUCAUCGCCUUUGAACUGUGGUUCCAGAGCCUGAACCAGAGUUUUUCCACUUUCAACCUCGGCAGAGGGCUAAGGACAGCCCUAAGUGACACGUCAAAGGGUGCUUUCUUCUUGUGAAACAUGGAAGUCGAGAGAAGGGGCAUUGAGGUGGCCAUUGUGGACCAUGUGGGCUAAUGUCCAUUUUCAUUGGCAAGACCUGAAGUUAAAAGAAUACACCACUGAUUCUAUUAAAGUUUCUCCUUCACUUUGAUUUACAAAAAAAAUCAAGUGGUUUUGUUUUCAGUAGCUUUGUCCAUUAAUUUCGGCGAUCACAUUGGUGGUAACUGGAUAAACCGGGGAAAAAAAUAUUGACAUUAAUUGUGUCAACAUUGAGUCAGCAAAUAUUGAUUGAAUCCAGGGGACAGACACACAUACUUAUAAUUAUCACGUGUCAGUGUUGGUUGUA
Messenger RNA from Megalops cyprinoides (Indo-Pacific tarpon), 3539 nucleotides. RefSeq names its product UPF0524 protein C3orf70 homolog A-like. The record is from RefSeq and is a predicted model, not a curated record. The transcript is spliced from 2 exons. Lineage: Eukaryota; Metazoa; Chordata; Actinopteri; Elopiformes; Megalopidae. The coding region runs from base 923 to 1720 and encodes 265 amino acids.